UAAAUUUGUGUAGAAGGCCUUUAUGUCAGUCAGGAAGCGCAGUUAUUCAUAACGAGUAAUGAGUCACUAUUAGUUUUUGUCUAAUCUCCCACUGAAAACACCCGCCAGUAUAGAAAUGACUGUCUCCAACGCAUUUCUGUGAAUAUGUGGAAGGCAUCCGUGCCGGCGAACUUGUGAAAUUAUCUUGGAUUUUACUACAGGAAGUAACGAAAGUUUAGUGAUUAAACGGAAGAUCGUGCCGAACCCGCGACCCAGACACUCACCGACCCCAAUUCAGAGGCACACGUACACUAGUCUAUCGGCAGAGCUUCUGGCCGCAUUGCUGUGCAGGGCGGCGGUGAACAAAAAAUGGCAUCAAUGCGAAGUUUAGACGAUAUUGAUCUCUCAAGUUUGAGGGAUCCAGCUGGUAUCUUUGACUUGAUGGAAGUUGUGGGAAAUGGAACAUAUGGACAAGUUUACAAGGGUCGUCAUGUCAAGACAGGGCAACUCGCUGCCAUCAAAGUGAUGGAUGUUACUGAGGAAGAGGAGGAAGAAAUCAAGCUUGAGAUUAAUGUGCUGAAGAAGUACUCCCACCAUAGGAAUAUUGCAACAUACUAUGGAGCUUUCAUCAAGAAAGGGGUCAAAAAUCAUGAUGAUCAGUUAUGGCUGGUAAUGGAGUUCUGUGGAGCUGGAUCUGUAACAGACCUGGUCAAAGCUACAAAGGGCAACGCACUCAAGGAGGAAUGGAUCGCAUACAUCUGCAGAGAAAUACUCAGGGGUCUGAGUCAUCUCCAUGCCAACCAUGUCAUACACAGAGAUAUCAAAGGUCAGAAUGUCCUCCUCACAGAAGACGCAGAGGUCAAACUAGUUGACUUUGGUGUGAGCGCACAGCUGGACAAGACCAUCGGCAGGAGAAACACCUUCAUUGGAACACCGUACUGGAUGGCGCCAGAGGUUAUCGCAUGUGACGAGAACCCGGACGCUACGUACGACAACAAAAGUGACUUGUGGUCACUCGGUAUCACAGCGCUAGAGAUGGCCGAGGGACAACCACCUCUGUGUGACAUGCAUCCUAUGAGAGCACUCUUUCUCAUCCCAAGAAACCCCAAACCAAAGCUCAAAUCAAAGAAAUGGAACAAGAAGUUCAUGGACUUUGUUGACAAGUGUUUGAUCAAAAACUACCAACAGAGGCCUGACACAAACCAGCUCCUGAAACACUCCUUUAUCAAAGACCUUCCAAAUGAGAGACAGGUCAGAAUUCAACUCAAGGAUCACAUAGAUAGGACCAGAAAGAAGAGGGUUGAAGAUCUCAGUACCGACUAUGAAUACAACAGCAAUGAAAGUGAUGAGGAACCUGAGAUAGAAGACGAGGGAGAACCAAGUUCCAUCCUGCCCGGUCCCAGCGAGUCGACGCUUCGCAGGAAUUUCCUGCGUCUCCAGCAGCAGCAGCAGCAGCAGGAGGAAGGCGGGAGGAGACGACUGGAGGACGGACCCUCCAAGUACCAACCCCCUGAUGCGCUCCGCCCCAUCCCGAGCAGGGCCAGUCAACCCCCCUUGCCACCCACACCCUCCAGCAGAGAGCAGGCCAAAGCUCAGGCAAGGCUCAGCCAAGCUGUCGAGGGCUACACACCCCCCACUACCCCCAAAAUGGCAGUGAGGGGGCAGGUAGCCAAACCUCAGACUGUUAUCUCAAACGAAAUGGCCCAAAAGCCACAGGUUGCACAGUACAGCGAUGGAAAGAAAGCGUCUACCAGACCAGCCAGCUUCCAAGGACCAGCCAGGAAUCCUAUGGAUCUUGUUGCGUUGGCUGCUCAGUUGAGUGCGAUGGGAGGCGGCGGAAAGGUGGAUGAGGAUGAUGACGAUGACGAUGAGGAGGACGACAUGGUAGGUGGUCCUGGAGGAGAUGGAACCAUCCCAGCAUCCGACGUGCCAAGACCGCUACCUGGUACACCUGGCUAUGAAUGUGAUACAUUAGAAACAUUUAUAAUCAAAGAAGAUCCUAAUGCAAGUACAGACAGUGUUGAAAGCACAGAGAGUACAACAAGUUUCAUCCAGUCAAAGAACCAACAAGCAGGUCCAAGCAGAACACAGUUUGAUGCAGCACCAACCAGGCAGUCGAGGAGCGUGGUCCAGCCGGGAGGGAGGAGCACACCCCCUCAGGGCAGGCCCAGGUCCGGCCACGGCUCCCCAAGAGAUUCACCCAGAGACUCCCCUCAUGCACAGAGAAAACAAGAAGCUUUAUCACAAGGGGGUAAUAGAGGUAGCCCUCUUGGGAACAGAAGGAUUCCCAAAGAGCCAGUCAGACCGGGUAGCCUUGAGAUCAACGCAGGAAGCUGCGAUGUCCUACCCGAUCUUCUACCCCAGCAACAGAGUCCUAAAGGAGCAUCCUCAAAGACGCAGCAGACACCGCAGGACAAGGCAUCCUCGGAGGAGUACCGACAGGCUAUUCUUGCUGCGAACGGCACCGGUAGUGGGCCCAAGACCCCCAUGCGCAAACAGACGUCCUUCUCCGCGUUCGGAUUCGGUGCAAGCCCCACCACGCCGAGCAUACCUGUGCCACCGAACCGUCGCGGCUCGAACAUAUCGGUCAACGUGAAGCCGACGACACCAGAGAGUCUCAACGACAUGCCCGAAAUCAGGAAGUACAGGAAGAAGUUCAACUCAGAAAUCCUCUGCGCUUCAUUAUGGGGUGUGAACUUGUUAAUAGGGACAGACAGCGGUCUGAUGCUGCUAGAUAGAUCGGGAGAGGGCAAGGUGUACCCACUCAUCUCAAGAAAACGCUUCCAACAGAUGGAUGUCCUGGAGAGCCAGAACAUCCUUGUCUGCAUAGCAGGCAAGAAGAACAAGUUAAGGACCUACUUCCUGUCAUGGCUCAAGCAGAAAAUAGUCAGGAGUGACGGAGAGGCUACGCUAAGUCAGCAGCAGACGAUGGAUAAGAGGAAGAGCGGUUUCCUGUCUGUAGGUGACCUUGAAGGAUGCAUCCAUUACAAGAUCAUCAAGUACGAGAAGAUCAAGUUCUUGGUGAUCGCUCUCAAGGACAGCAUCGAGAUCUACGCCUGGGCUCCCAAACCAUACCACAAGUUCAUGGCCUUCAAGUCUUUCCCCAACCUGGUUCACCGACCUUUGAUCGUUGACCUCACAGUGGAGGACAACCAGAGGUUAAAGGUCAUCUAUGGGUCAGUCAACGGAUUCCAUGCGAUCGACCUUGAUUCAGCGUCUGUCCAGGAUAUCUACUCACCACCUCAGGAGAUUGGCACUAUCACUCCUUAUUGUGUUGUCAUCCUACCCAACUCACAGGGAAAAUACCUCCUACUCUGCUUCAACAAUGAGGGUGUGUUUGUUGAUACUAAAGGUGUCCCUUUUAAGGAUGUCAUCUUACAAUGGGGAGAGCUACCUGCCUCAGUUGCCUACAUCAGCACGGGUCAGAUAAUGGGCUGGGGGAACAAGGCUAUUGAGAUCAGGUCAGCUGAGACAGGUCACCUUGAUGGGGUAUUCAUGCACAAACGCAGUCAGCAGCUACGCUUCCUAUGUGAAAGGAAUGAUAAGGUGUUCUUUGCAUCAAUACGGCCGUCCAACUCCCAAGUUUACUUCCUCACCCUACGAGCAGGCCUCGGUAACUGGUAGAUCCCCCAUCAAAAGCCUGGAUGUCACAACUAUCCGUCUCUUCAGGAGUAUUUAGGGAUGAUCCCCUGGUUAACCUGUACAUACAACAGAGAGAGCAGAUUGUCCAUUGCUUCUGGUCCGAUCAUUUUCUCAUGAACCACAGCACCAUUGGCCCUCUCUAAAGUGGUCUUAAUCACCUACCGGUAAAGCCUCGUUCAAACCUAACAGUAAAACGUUAAAGAAGGAAUUUGCAAUGGCAAAAGAAAAUCUAUAUGACAUGCAAAUGAAAGGCAAGUCUGUUAAAAUAUCACGAGCAUGAAAGGAUCUCAACUAACUCAGGUCUGCGUGCUAUGAUGUAUAGAUUUUGA
Messenger RNA from Strongylocentrotus purpuratus (purple sea urchin), 3950 nucleotides. RefSeq names its product TRAF2 and NCK-interacting protein kinase. Bases 349 to 3603 code for a protein of 1084 amino acids. The record is from RefSeq and is a predicted model, not a curated record. Gene Ontology annotation, biological process: protein phosphorylation. The transcript is spliced from 28 exons. NCBI's taxonomy places the organism in Eukaryota, Metazoa, Echinodermata, Echinoidea, Camarodonta, Strongylocentrotidae. Gene Ontology annotation, molecular function: protein kinase activity; ATP binding.